Sorex fumeus (smoky shrew) is the source of this 1101-nucleotide messenger RNA. Its product is annotated as craniofacial development protein 2-like. The transcript has a single exon. Gene Ontology annotation, molecular function: catalytic activity. The record is from RefSeq and is a predicted model, not a curated record. Lineage: Eukaryota; Metazoa; Chordata; Mammalia; Eulipotyphla; Soricidae. The annotation marks the transcript as partial.
AUGAUUGUCUGUACUUUUAAUGAGCGUAUGCUGGCAUCUACUGCAUCCAUUGAAGACCUUAUGGUACAAGCACGAAAGAUCAAGUACGACAUCAUUGGUCUAACCGAAACGAAAAGACAUCAAUCCCAUCAUGCUGUUUUCGACACUGGAGAAGAACUGUUCCUUGGAACAUGUGAUAAAAGAGGCAUCGGUGGUGUCGGUAUCCUUGUCAACACAAACUUAGUCACGAGCAUUGAUUCAUUUGAAUGCCUAACAACCCGAAUCGGACGAUUACACUUGAAUAAAUGUGGCUCACUACCGGCAGUUUCUAUCUUUGUUGUCUAUGCACCAACAUCCAGUUAUGGUGAAAAAGAAACUGAGAAAUUCUACAUGGAGCUGGAGAAAUUCUAUAAAGAAGGUCACACCUUCUACAAGAUCAUUGUUGGUGAUUUUAAUGCCAAGGUAGGACCAAGAAGAUCAGUCGAUGAACUCCACAUCGGAACCCAUGGCCUGGAAUGGAACGAACAGGGUGACAGACUAGCUGAAUUCAUCAUGUCAACCAAAACUUUCCAUGGUAACUCACAAUUCCAAAAGGCUGAAUCUAAACGUUGGACAUGGGAGUCUCCUGAUGGACGGUUCCACAAUGAAAUAGACCACAUCAUAUUCAAUCGGCGGUUUUGCCUAACCGAUGUUACUGUUGUCCCAAAAUUCCAAACGGGAUCAGACCACCGUCUUCUUCGUGCAAAAUUCUACCUCACAGAACGAGGAGAAAAGAAUGCAAGGUUUAAGAAGAGGACUCCCAGAACAACCACCAACUGGGAACUCUUUGGCUCUGUUGCGGCAACAUGGGAAGAUGCUGUCAUUGACAACAUUGAUGAGGAAUACGAUCGAAUGAUUCAGCACCUCCAUGAUUGUGCAAGGAAUGCCAAGAGAGAGAUAACCACAAAAAACCGUCUUUCUUCGAACACUCUUGAACUUAUUCGCCAACAUGGCUUGGCACGUGCCUCAGGCAACCACAAGCAAACGUCCGAACUGGCAAAACAGUGCAGAAAAGCCAUCAAGGAUGACCUCAAAAACAGGAGAGCAGCAGUACUGGUAGAUGCAGCAGAAGCUGGGAAAAAC